Messenger RNA from Mytilus californianus (California mussel), 3047 nucleotides. RefSeq lists its product as uncharacterized. NCBI's taxonomy places the organism in Eukaryota, Metazoa, Mollusca, Bivalvia, Mytilida, Mytilidae. Bases 155 to 2188 code for a protein of 677 amino acids. Gene Ontology annotation, biological process: regulation of apoptotic process. Gene Ontology annotation, molecular function: protein binding. The transcript is spliced from 8 exons. The record is from RefSeq and is a predicted model, not a curated record.
AGAAAUUGUGUAAUUGUUAUCCUCCAUUAUGCAUCAGUUAUUCUAUAUUGAAAAACCAUUCUUUUGUCACGUGAUAUCAAUGGACACUAAGUAACUUCCGUAUAGCAGUAUUUAGUUAUAAUUUUCCAAAUGGAAUAAUAGCGAGUAAAGAAAAAUGAAUUCCAAAGAAGACAUCCAUACAAGACUGCUUACAAAAUUAACAGAAUAUAUAGAUGUUACAAUAAAUGAACAUGCAUUCCUAUCAUUAAAAAAGCUAUUGUUACUAACUCCAAAGGAAAAUAUAGAAGCUAAUAGAAUGUCAUCUCUACUGACCAUAUUAGAAAGGAAUGAUAUUAUAGCACCAGGAAAAUAUAAAAAAUUGAAAGACGCAUUAUCGAACAUUGAUGUUAGAAUAAAUAGAGAGGUAAUAGAACCAGCUGAAGCAGAAAUCCAAAUAUUAGAAUCAAAAAUGUUAACAUCUCAAGGACGAACAGAGAUUGUACCACAUACUUCUCAGGAAACAGUCCCUUAUUACAGUUUGGAGCAUCCAGGUCUAGAUUAUCAACUCAAUAUUUUUUUAAUAAAAAUUGCACGGGAACUGGUUGCAGAGGAUAUAGAAAAUAUGAAAUUUCUACUUGGAGGGGAAUGUGGAACUGCAAGAUCAGUUUUAGAACAAAUAUUAACGCCACUGAAGCUUUUUGACCAUUUGAUAAAAGAUGGUAAAUUGUCACGGGAUAAUAUUUUAUUCCUGCAAGCAAUGCUAUUCCAUGCUAGGAGGAUCGAUCUAUUUAAACAGCUGAUGGACUACGGAAAACACUAUAGGAAUAUUUUGCAUUUUUAUGAACCUAGUGGUAAUCCAGCAAACGGUUACCGAGAUGUCAAAUUUCAUGUUGCUUGUAAAGAAAAUCUAAGUAGAAAUGAGUUGGAAGACAUUAGGACCAUGGCUGCUAAAUACAUGUGUGUGGCAGUACAUUUAGUAUUUAUCAGAGGUUGUGAGGUCAAAAAUAGCUUUUUAAUUACAAUAAUGGUUCCUGAAGUAUGUUUAGAGUACCUGUUGAAUUUAGAUUCUUCUGAAAAACAGUCAUUCCUGUCUCUUGGAAUAGACUUUCUCAUGGUGGACGACAAGAAGUUUUGCACAAAAGAAGGCUUAAUUGAAAAAGAGGAGCUAACUUCUGACAACCAAAUCGUCUUGAAUCUUAAAUACUAUAUGCAGCAAACUGCAACGCUACAAAAAAAAUUAGAACAAUACCAGUUGAAAGAAAUGGCAAAACAUGUACCGCAUUGUUCUGCUUAUUCAAGUAUAUCCUGGACUCUAACAGCAGCAAUGUUUUACCUCAUCUUACGAGAUCAAAGAAAAGGUCCUUUGGAGUCCGAUAGUAAAGCUAAUUCUAGCAACGUCUAUUUUAAGUUGAUGGAAAAGAUUAAAUCCCUUAAUUAUGACAUGGAAUUAAUUGAAAGUCUGCUUGAAGCAAGGAGUUUGGUUGAACGAAAAUUAAACAUGGAAAGCCAUCGAUUAUUAAUGAUCCAGCAGACGGCUCACAUGCAAAUGCUGGAACAUAUGAUAGAACGGGCAAAAUUCAAAGAAAAUAAGCUAAAAUUUCUACUGCAAAUAGGCUUAAAUGAUCCAAUUCUAUCAGAGAAAGAUGAAAUUAUAUUUCAUCUGCAACAGCUGCAGCCAUUUCUGACUGAAAACAUACAAAUCGAAGUUGGAGUAGGACAGAGCAUAGACAGAGAUCAAAUCGAACCUAUUUUCACGAAAAUGAGUGCUGAACUUCAAGAAAAAGAUAUGCGGAGGCUACGAAAAACGUUUCAGGUUAAUCCAGAUGAAGAAACCAUGCUAAGGAAUCUUAAUCAUUGUUUCAUUCAAAUCUUAGCAAUUUUUAAAGCAAAUCGAACUGGGAUGGUUGAUAUAGAGAAAUUUGGUGAAAAAAUAAUAUCUGCUGUCGAUCGAAAAGACUUUGAAGACAAAUGGAAAGAAUGUAUCGACGAUAUUGUAGAAGGUCAGAAGCAAAAGGGGGCAGAUGCAGGAAAGGAUAAAGAUAGUGAGGUUUUCCAUCAGCUUGCAUCAGUGAAUAAAAAAAUGGCUAAUGUCGAAAAUCUAAUUAGAAAGUCAAAAUCAUCAUUCAAAUUCGAUGAUAACGAGGACAAUAUUAUGGAAUUGUUAAAUUACCUAUCUCGUAAGCAAACAACAACAGAACCUUUUGCAUAAUUCAAUCAAUUUCUAUAUUGUUUUCGUAUUUACUCAGACUAAUGUAAUUCGUAUCAAAUGGAUAUAUUAUUGUACUUUGAUAUUAUUUAUAGAGAAGAACUCAAAUAUUAGAUAAUCACUACGACUGAAAUCUAAAUAGAAACAAUUGUACAUCAGUGCUAUACUUUCUUUAUAUGCAUACACAUUUGUAUCUAGUGUGAUUCUUGAUUUUAUAUACAUCAUGUACAUUGUGCUCAUUUAAAUCAUAAAAUAAUAGUAUUUAAGUAUUUUUUUACUUCAUAUAAGAAUGCUAUUUCCAUUGUCCAGUGUAAUACAUGUGUAUGCAUGAUUUGUACAUUAUAAUCUAUUCAACCAUUACGAGACUUGUUUGAAAAAUAUUUAUCAAAGCAAUAAAUGUAAACAAAACGCGAUAUAAACUGACAUUUAAUUUCAUUAUUAUUUAACAACUUAAGUGCCACUUAAUAAAUGCAAGAAAAGAAGUUCAAAAAGCGUUUCAAUCUUUAAAGGUCUCACGGUGAUAUAUGGAGAACCCUUUUUAGAAUUAAUUGAAGUUCAAACGGAAUUUGAUCGAGCACUUAACAAAGAUUAAGUACCAUUUUCAUCUUUUUAAUAUCUACCAUUUUUCGAACUAUGGUUUUUGAUUUUUGACAAAAUUCUAAAUCUUUUUAGAUUCUGGAUGAUUAAUCGAGAAUGACAUUUUAAAAUCGACUGACAUAUUAUAGGGAUGUUAUGGGCCACUCAAAAGAUCGAUUUUCCCUUAAAUUUUUAAAAAUGAAUUUAGAGUUAUUCGUUUUAUUACAUUUGUAUGAUUUUUACUUUUUCAUUCCUUUCUAAAUUGAAAUAAAUACUUGCUGUUCGU